Gryllus bimaculatus (two-spotted cricket) is the source of this 2736-nucleotide messenger RNA. Lineage: Eukaryota; Metazoa; Arthropoda; Insecta; Orthoptera; Gryllidae. The record is from the annotation of a GenBank genome assembly.
CCAUUGCCAAUCAACAUUUGAGAACGGAGUGGACGUGGGAGGUAGAUCAGGCUGUGUGGGAGAAUUCUAGGCGAUCAUAGUGGCUGAUGAAGUGGAACAGGUUAUUUGUGAUGGCAACACGGUGAUGGUAAAUAAAUUGUGUUCUGGCAGUUGAAAUUGUGCGAGUGAUAAUAGCAGCACUGCUGUCAGUGAUGUAUUGAAUAAAGGAUGUGAUUGUUAUUGAAGCCAGAAAAAAUAUUUAGGUGUACCUUUAUCAGCUAUCAUGAGAAUGCUCUUCUCUGAUGCUGAUAACACACUUCGCAUUCUGCCAGUGUUCUCGCUUUGGAGAUAAAAUAGUGGCAAUGACAACUGCGUGGGAAUUGGCCUUUGACAUCUCGACUCGUUUUUGCACGCUUCAGAACAAUGGUGGAAUUUAAAUUAUUAUAACGUGAUAUGAGUUGGAUUCGAAACAGCCCCUUGCGGGGCAGUUUUGGGAAUCGACGACGGCCGUCCAGUAAUUCACCUCCCAAGGAUUGCGAUCCUACCGCAUGUUUCAAUAGCUUCAGGGAGCACUGGUUGCAGACCAGUGCCAUUAUUGACAGAACUCAGCCUCCAGAGAGUUUCCCCAUUCAAGAUGAUGUGCUAGCUGUGGUGAAUCACUUGGAUCAGAUGGUGACUCUGCUUCUCUUAGAGUUACGAUCCACUGCUACAUCCAGUCCUGAGUUUCAGUCACAGCACCAAUGUUUGGAUUUCCUGCUGUGUGAAAACCUCCUGGAACGCCUUUUUGAUUGGAGUGUGCACACUGGACGUUAUUGCAAUCUUCUACGCAUGGAACAGCUUAAACUAUACGAGUUACUUGCUUGUCAGGCUCGUCAGCAGCUGCUGUUGCAUCAACCAUUCUUGCGUCCACUGCUGCGACUUCUGGCUUCAUGCCUGGGGGAGGUGUUCUCUACUGAUGUGGAGGACCGGCUGGUUGUGCUGCUCAACCAGCUAUGCGUGUGCCUCAUGCACAACACAGAGCUGCUGCAGCUGUUCUUCCAUGCUGAUGCCCCAGACCAAGGCCCUGCCAGAUUCAUCAUUUUUUCCCUCUUGAUCCCUUUCGUGCACCGUGAAGGUGCUGUGGGGCAGCAGGCUCGGGAUGCUCUUCUCUUGUGCAUGACUCUUUCGAAGCAACAUGAAGGUGUGGGGCGAUACAUUGCCCAGGAAUCCAACGUAUGCCUUGUUCUAGCUACAGGAUUAAGUGGACUUUAUUCUCGGCUUCCAAGGAAACUUCCUGUGCAGACAGAUGAUUGGCAUCGAUUAACUCCCGAUGAUGUUAAAGAUAUUGAAGAACUUGCAACCUUUAUGAAUUCAUUGGAAUUUUGCAAUGCAGUGGCUCAAGUUGCACAUCCAGAAGUUCGCCACCAGUUGUUAGAUUUCCUUACACAGGGCUUUCUAGUACCAGUAUUGGGACCAGCACUUCUGCAGGACUCCCUGGGCCUGUCGCUCGAGCGCUUAGACUCUCCGGCAGAAGCGAGCACGAGCGAGGAGCUGGUGGCGGCGACGGCCUACCUGGAGCUGUGCGUGCGCUCCGUGACGGAGCCCGGCUUGCUGCGCGUCUUCGUGCGCUUCCUGCUGCGCGACUGCUACGACGACACGCGCAUCCUGCACCAGCUCGUGCUGCGCAUCCACUCGCGCACCAGGCUGGGCCUGGUGUCGCUGGCGCUGUUCGACUCGCUGGUGGCGCUGUGCUGCGAGGACGUGAUGCUGGAGCUGGUGUUCCGCCACCUGGUGCCGUGCACGCACGUGAUGCUGUCGCAGCGGCGGCGCGUGCGCGACGUGGACGCGUACGGCCGCUCGGCCGACAAGUUCCUGUCGCUGGCGCCGGCCUGCUGCCUGCUGCAGGCCUCGGUCUCCGCGCCCGCCACCUCGCCCUCGCCCGCGCCCGCGUCCGUGCCGCCCACGCUCAACCACAACCACCACCACCGGCGCUCCGUGUCCGACCACCAGCUGAGCUCGCUGCCCGGCUGCCUGUACGGGCUGCGGGUGACGGAGUCUCUGUACGGCAACUACCACGCCUACCUGUGCGACGCGCGCCACCGCGUGGCGACGGCCGCCGCCGCCUGCCGCCGCUGGGCCUACCGCUACGACGGCGAGGACCCUCCGCACGACGCCGUCCCGUCCCCGUCGCUGGGCGGCGGCAGCGCGUUCGCCUCCGUCGAGCUGGCUCCGACGCCGCUCGCCCCCACAUCCGGGCUCGUUACCUUCGUGCCCAUCGCCCCCGUCCCGCCCACCACCACCAUCGCCGCCACGGAGCCCUCCAAGAGGACGACCCGCGAAAGCACGUACCUGAACAUGUUCAACAUCAACCCGGAUAUCGGUCCAUUUUUGGAUGCUCUGUUGCGCCGCUUGGAAUUGUUUCACAGUAAUGGGCUGGCAGUAAAUUUGCAACUGACAGGACUGAUUAGCAGGUUGGCCUGCUUUCCGCAACCACUUUUACACUCCUUUCUACUGAACCAGUCACUUGUCUUCCAACCCAGUAUUCGCUCCCUUUUUCAAGUUUUGGGCACCUUGAAGCACAAAACAGAUGCAUUCCUUGCUCGCCAUGAUGGUGUGGAUGAGCUUGUGCUGCAAGCACAGGACUUUUUGGUGAGUCGUGAGGAGCGUCUGACAAAUGCACGUCGCCAUGCACAAGAUGCAUCUUCCUCUGCUUCCAGCCGCCGUUCUACUCUUACAAAUGAUCCCUUUUCAAGAGAGGCCAAACAUAAACCAGAUUGA